Messenger RNA from Microstroma glucosiphilum, 624 nucleotides. Its product is annotated as peroxisomal membrane protein 4. The transcript is spliced from 4 exons. Gene Ontology annotation, cellular component: peroxisomal membrane. The coding region runs from base 1 to 624 and encodes 207 amino acids. Lineage: Eukaryota; Fungi; Basidiomycota; Exobasidiomycetes; Microstromatales; Microstromataceae. The record is from RefSeq and is a predicted model, not a curated record.
AUGCAAGAUCUUCGCGAGUCUCUCACUCGCAUCGCACUCAACCCAGCCUAUCACGAUGUCCUCACAGUCGCAAAGGCAGCCCGCAAUGGAGCCGUCUACGGCGCCAAGAUCCGUUUCCCCCACGCCCUCGUCAUGACCUUUCUCUUCGGGCGUGGCACCCCUCGGGAAAAGUUCAAAUUCAUCCUGACAGCCACUCGCAACCAUUCGUUUAAUCUGGCCAAGUUUGCAAGCUUGUACAAGUUCCUGAUGAUCUUGCUCAGGAGAACCAAUGGUGGAAAGGAGAGGUCAAUGGAUAGCUUCCUGGCUGGCUUGUUUGGAGGAUGGGUCAUCUUUGGAGAGAGGACGACAGUGAACGAGCAGAUUGUCCUCUACUCCUGCGCCCGGUGUGUAUCCGCCUUGCUACCCCGCGCAAGUGUUCCCUCUAGCUACCCAGCCAAGAAGCCCAUUCCGACGGACGCCAAAUCAUUCGAAAUCUUUGCAGCACUGGUAUGGGGAAGUGUCAUGUGGCUGUUUGAGAACAGGAGGGUGAAUCUGAAUAAUGGACUGGUGAAUAGCAUGGACUAUCUAUACGUCAAUGCGGAGCACUGGGAUGGUCUGCGCAACCUCGUCUGGCACAAUACCUAG